UCACAUUAAUCUGUGCAUGUUAGAUAAUCCACAAUUAUCAAAUGUUCAGCACAGAUGAUUAACAGAGGGAGGGAGAGAGAAGAGGCGGAGGGAGAGAGCCACUGAACAUGUGAAAAAGAGAGCCACUCUGCAAAAGGAUUGCAUGUUGGUGUGUACAAGAGGAAAGACACUGCGAGAUGAUUGGUACACAGAAAUAGCUCAGCCAAUCAGAGGGAUGACAGGAAAAUAACAGGCUCAGAGAGAAAGAAAGCUUAGAGAGAGAGAAUAUCACUGACAUACAGAGGAAGAAGGCAACAAAAGUGGAUCAAAUUGGGAAGAGCAACUAUGCCUACAGAUAGAUUCGAUCAUAGUGAGAUUGUCUAGUAAUGGGUAGAGUGACAGAAGGGGAAAUCAACCGUUCUACAGUGGAUCAUUCAAGGAUGCUCGAAGGUGCAGAAUCAGCCUCUUGGGAGAUAAUGCUGUGAAGGCCCUGAGCAGAAAGGCUACACACAGCCAAACCAAAGCCAGCGAGCAACAGCACUGGGUGGAGGCCGUGAACGGAUUCAAACAAGUGCGGAAAAAAAAGACAACAUGAGGACAUCCAGGAAAGGAAGCGUGGAAAUGCCUGCUUUUGUAAGACAGCUGGUGAAGGAAACCGAGAAAAGGGUCACCUCCUUUUUUAAAGGGGGGCGAGGGGGAGGUGCGGGGGAGCUGUCCGAAGGCGAAGAGGGAGCAGAGGAGGAAGGGGUCAUCCCUAGCCCCUACUUAGAUCGACCGGUUCUGGACAAGCACAUGCAAGAGGGAUGUGCCUCCUGGGGACUUACCUACGCCCUGGCCAGCAUGCAGGGUUGGAGGGCCCACAUGGAGGAUUUCCACAACUGCUUCCCUCAGCUAGGAGGGGAACUGUCCCAUUGGGGGUUCUUCGCCGUGUUCGAUGGACACGCAGGAAGCGCGGUGGCCCAACACUGCUCCCGGAACCUGCUGGACCACAUCUUGGGCACAGGCAAGAUCCGAGCAGAUGACGACGUGGAAAGGGUCACUGAGGGUAUCAAGGAGGGCUUUUUUCUCAUGGACAAGCACCUUCAUGCCAUGGCCUGCCGCGAGGGUUGGGAACGUGGAGGGACCACUGUGGUUUCCACUGCUAUCACCCCGCACCACAUCUACUUCGUGAACUGCGGGGACUCUCGGGCCGUCUUGUGCCGUGCUGGGAGGGUUGCCUUCUCCACGGAGGACCACAAGCCCUUCAGCCCCGGUGAGAGGGAGAGGAUAGAGAGCGCUGGAGGAUCUGUGACUUUGCAGCGAGUGAAUGGCUCGCUGGCAGUCUCUCGGGCAUUGGGCGACUUCAGUUACAAGACAACCGAGUGGCGGUCGGUCACAGAACAGAUGGUCUCGCCCGAGCCGGAAGUGUCGGCUGUGGAGCGCUCGCCAGCAGAUGAGUUUCUGGUUCUGGCCUGCGAUGGUGUAUGGGACACUAUCAGUAAUGAAGAGCUCUGUGCCUUCGUACACAGCCGACUGCGUGUCUGCACUGACCUGAGAGAGGUCUGCUCCCAGGUCAUCGACCUCUGCCUCUAUAAGGGGAGUCUUGAUAACAUCAGCAUCAUUCUAGUCUGUUUCCCUGGCGCCCCCCAGCUGUCACCUGAAGCACUGCACCAGGAGGCUGAGCUGGAGGACUUUCUGGAGUCCAAAGUGGCUGAGAUAUUUGAAGAGCUGAGUGCAAGAGGCGAUGAGCCUGAUCUGCUGUCAGUUUUGACAGUUCUGGCUUCAGCAGUGAUACCUGGACUUCCACCAGGGGGCGGCCUUCAGAGCAAGCGGAACUGUAUAAUUUCUGCCUACUAUUAUCAGAAAGAGGCACGGCGAUCAAGAUUAGCCCAGGAAUUCCGUCCUACAGAUGCCAAUUAGAGUCUGUGUUUUAUAAAUGCUUAAUGGAUGUGCUAGAUUGAGGAAGAAGUAAAGGUGAUCUGUUUUCUGUCUUUCUGUCGUGAAAAAUGGAAGGGAUCUUCUUUUUGCACAGCAACACAAAUUUUACUUCCUUCUUUUUGUACGUUUCUAGAAUGACGAAACUUACAAAAAGUAAUGCUGUGCCACAAUGCAGGACAAUAAUGACUGUAUAUAACUUUGACUCUUUAGAUUGUGAUACGUUCAGUAUUUUCCUUACCAAAUGUAUUCAAUGAGUCUUACAGUCAACGAUACUCAGGUAAUGCGUGUAAGCAGUGAUGACAAACUUUUAAGAUUCUCUUCAUUAUAACUGGUCAUUUUUUUAAACCGAUAUAAAACGUCAAAACUUAAUAGUAUUAUUCUCUGGACUCUGAGGAAUAUUAAAUUAGCAAAAAAGAGUAUCAGUGAUGUAUUAAAGAAAUAAUUUACCCAAAAAUGAUUUACUUGCCUUUAGUGCUUACUCCUUUUAGAAGCAUGACAGCAUGUUUUGUUUUUUUCUUCAUUUUUGUGUAAACUAUUCCUUUAAUAAUUCAAAUAAGGAAAACGAGAAAUAAUGAGAUUUUAAGAAACAAAUUCUAUCAAAUAAAAUUCAAACAAGCACUUUUACAUUUUGCAUUAUAUACAAGCCCAUUAUGGUCAUCAUUUUUGAAUAGUUGUUUCCUGUAAAACUCUCUGUUUGCAUGAUCUGUACUGUGUUGCCUUACUGACCUCUUUGAAAUUAUUUCAACGUGUUCAUGUUACUGAGAUUUUCAUCAUGACUAGCAUAUGAACUGAUGCAGUGCUGUAUCAUGUUGUGUAAUAAUUUUUUGUGCACAUUUUACAGAUCUUGUGCAAUAUUUGUGCUAGCAUAAAGGUUGAGGAAAAAAAGAUAAUAAACAGAUCAUUCAUGGUA
This is a messenger RNA of Pimephales promelas (fathead minnow), 2806 nucleotides long. RefSeq names its product protein phosphatase, Mg2+/Mn2+ dependent, 1Nb (putative) (gene ppm1nb). Gene Ontology annotation, biological process: protein dephosphorylation. NCBI's taxonomy places the organism in Eukaryota, Metazoa, Chordata, Actinopteri, Cypriniformes, Leuciscidae. The record is from RefSeq and is a predicted model, not a curated record. Gene Ontology annotation, molecular function: protein serine/threonine phosphatase activity; manganese ion binding; magnesium ion binding.